Messenger RNA from Bipolaris sorokiniana ND90Pr, 2312 nucleotides. RefSeq lists its product as uncharacterized. The coding region runs from base 17 to 2188 and encodes 723 amino acids. Lineage: Eukaryota; Fungi; Ascomycota; Dothideomycetes; Pleosporales; Pleosporaceae. The record is from RefSeq and is a predicted model, not a curated record. The transcript is spliced from 3 exons.
GUUUUAUGAUGCUACGAUGUACCAAGUACAUGUGUCGAAGCGACCAGAGGCGCAACUGCAGCCUUUCCUGACACAUAAUGGAAACAACGUCGAAGAGACGACUCAAGAGCGAAAAGAAACACAGAAAUGGCGGAAGAGCUUGUAUAUGUUUAUACUACUGGGACUUGCAGUACUCUGUGUCAACACUGCCUUCCUAGUGUGGGCACUACGUACAAGAGGCGCGACAAACGGUGUUGGCAUACUCUACGAAGCGACCUGUGAUUACACCAAGAAGGUUAACAUUGGCGUACAUUUGCUUAUCAACAUUUUGAGCACCGCGAUUCUAGGUGCGAGUAAUUAUUGCAUGCAAUGUCUUUCAGCUCCUACCCGAUCCGAAGUCGAAGACGCACAUCGAAAAGGAAACUGGCUCGACGUCGGUAUACCCAGCAUGGGAAAUAUCAUGUCGUCGAGUUUUGGGGCGCGCAAGAAGGUUUGCUGGUGGAUUCUAGGGCUGUCUUCGUUUCCCUUGCAUCUCUGCUACAACUCGGUAGUCUUCAUGUCCACCUCAGCCCAGACAUACGGCAUCAUCGAAUUUGGCCCUGAGACAAAGGCUGCGAUAGAAAAUGGCAGCUUCAACGGCUCAAUGAACACUACCAGUGCGGGCGGUUAUACCAGCAACCCGUACGUCAACGGCCAACUGUACGCAGAGGCUUUCAAAGCAGGCCGGCUGGAGAACCUUACGCUGCGCGAGUGCAUCGAUGCUUACAGUGCCACUUUUCAAUCAGCAAGAGGCAACGUCUUCCUUGUCGUUGACGAAGGUGUCAUGGGAGCCGACGAGAUUUACGGCGCAUCCAACUACAUUGAACGCAGCGGUACUUGCUCCGCAGACACAGGCACAUCAUGGAUCUACAGACAAUUUGAAGGUGAAGCCGGUUCGUGUUUCGAGCAGCAAGCCGGUCGCUUCUUGCCUCGGCUCCAGGAUGAUCCGUCGAUAUGGGCACCGUUUGCUGGUCACCCAGUGCGAAGUUGCCUUAGCGAGCCCACGGGGCCGACAUGCAAGUUGAGCUUCAGUGUUCAUCUGAUGUUGAUAGUCAUUGCGUUUAAUGUGGUGAAGAUAUCUGCCAUUUUGAUCGGUCUCUUCACUCUUCGCAACGACCCGAUGUUAACGGUUGGAGAUGCGGUGGCAUCGUUUCUUCGCGAGCCGGACACGAUAGCGCACAACAUGUGUCUUGUAUCUCAGCAAGACAUUCAUACUGCGAGAAAAGGAUGGCCAGUACAGCAGCAACCGAGAACUUUUACAAUGAACUCGGGUAGAUGGUCUUCAGCAGUCAAAAGAGGAAAGCGAUGGACCGUUCGUCUCGCCCUAUUCACAGGCAUCAGCGUCCUAAUCUUCCUCUUCUUCUAUGCCUACAUCUCAAUCCGAGGCGACAACAGCCUCCGCAGCAUCCUGGGCAUUGGCCUCGGCAACGUCGAUGCACGCACCAUUGUGCAAGACGGCACCGCCUCGUCCGGCCUCCUCGGUGUCUUUUCAAACGUCUUUGUAGCAAACAGUCCGCAAGUAAUCAUCUCCCUCAUCUACUUCUCCUACAACGCAGCCAUCACGUCGAUGCUCCUUGGAGACGAGUGGUCCACCUUCUUCAAUCGGUACAAGCCACUUCGCGUUUCAACGAGUCGGCGGGGACACCAGCGCAGUACGUAUUUCCUGCAGCUUCCGUAUCGAUAUGCUUUGCCGCUCUUGGGGUUUUCGACGCUACUGCAUUGGUUGGCGUCGCAAAGCCUGUUUGUAGUUUCGGUCGAGUUGUAUAAUAUGCAUGGCGUACAUAAUAAGGUUGGAGGAUGCCAACACUGGGACCCGGAGUUCCUUUUACCCAAUGGCAAAACCUACAGUAAUAGAUGUGGAGAGGACUUUAUCUCUCUCUCUUUUUCGCCAUUGGGUAUCCUGCUUUCCUUGAUCGUUGCUGUCAUUUUGGCGAUUGGCAUGUUCAUCUUGGGUAGGAAGAAGCUGAGUCCUGCUCCGAUGGUGGGGUCUUGCAGUGCGGCAAUCGCCGCAUCUUCUUAUGCAAGGCCGUAUGAAGUUGCGCCAUGGGAGAAGGAACUCAAGUGGGGUGCUUUCAUGUUGCAUGGUGAUGAACAGUAUUUUGUUAUGCCGCACUGUGGUCUCUCGAGUCUCGAGGUUUCGCAGCCUAUUUCUGGACGACAAUAUGCUUAGUCCUGGUAUGGUAAUCAUAAUAUAUGACUGAAAAAUUAGGAAUGCUAUUUUUGUACGAGCAAAUAUCUCUAAAGGGUAUAAUUCUUAUCUUGGUGCUAGAGAAGUACAUAGGCUUGUCUGAGGG